ACUGUCAGAUGACUUAUUACCCAGUGAAAAUAACUCAAAUAGUCCAAAUAGUUUGGAUAUAUUUUUUCCUUUCUUUCCUACUUAUGAAAAGUUUCCGUUUAUAUCAUAGUGCGUUUCUAUCGUAAACAAAAAGAUAUAAAACUUCAGAUAUUAACAUACAUGAGAAAACCUUACAAAAACCCUAUAUAAUUGAAGAACAUACAAUGGCCACCAUAAGAAUGGCUUACAGUAUUCAGUUAUGCCUCAUGAACUGAUCAGUACAUUAUUGUGAGAGAGUGCAAAAUCUAUUGCGAGAACGCAAAAGAAGAAAAAAAUCCCCCAUGUUCCCUGGGGGCUCCAUUUAAAAGCCUCUAGCUUUUUGUGAGUAGUAUAUAUUCAGAAGAAAUGAUGCUGAAUGCUCCACAGAUUUAUUCCUGACCUAUCUGCCUUUUCUUAAUGUGUGUUGUAUAAUAAAUCUUUGAGGCUGAUAUUCAUAUGAUUAAAUUGGACACAGGUGGUGUUGGAUUCCGGGGUUUUUGGGGGGUUUUUUGUGUCUGGGUCCUUUUUUCGGCUAGUCACUAGCCUUCCACCAGAUGGCACCACAGACUGCUUUUCCUGGUGGGCGUGCUGACCUCCAACACACCUGUUCGGCAUCUCCUCAUCAUCUCUGGAGCUCAAGAGGAGCUGACUGCCGGUUCUUCGAUGCCUAAGUGUUUGCCAGCAAUGGUGUCCUCCUCGAGACGCUGAGUUCCUUUGUUAAGGGAAUUUUUCCCCCUAGUUUUCCGGAACCCAUUCCCUCGUGACGCCGUGGAGAUUACCCACUAUUUGCCCGAGUCCCCGCACCUUCCCUUGGAAACGCCGUUCGUCAGUCGGAACACUCCUCUGUCUCCAGCCCACCAGAGCCUGCCUGUCCGCCUUCCACCGCCAGCUUCUGGACCCAGCUGGUUCUCAGAUAAGCCCGGACGCAUUGAGAAAACCCUUUGGACUAAACAACCUCGAUCCAACAGUUAAACCCUCCCGGACUUUCACCAUCUACUCUGCAAGUAAGAUCAGUCCGUUUCUCAUUCCCUCACUCCCUUUUCCGACGCCCUCGAACUCACCUUCUCUCUGUUGCCUCCAUAGUGUGCCGUAUUUCCUGAGAGCCGUAUUUCCUGGAGCAGACGCACCUCUGCUGAUUUUCUGAUUAUUCAAUAAACCAUUUUUACUGAUUAUCCGUUUCCCUGUGGUGUUCUGCAUGUGGGCAAGAAAAGUAGACCCCAACAUGACAGAACACUCAGGCCAAAAUCCUAGCCCAGCAGACGCCAUUAGGAAAACUCUUACAGAGCAACAUGCACUAUUACAAUCCCAUGAAUCAGCCCUCCAGGAACUUAAUACCAGAUCGAGACCAAUCGACGGUUGAACAAAUUAAUGAAUUUUUUGCAAAACUCUGUUCCACAGUCUCCAGCUCCCGAACCUACCCCGGCUCCAGAUCCAGAUCCUCCAGUCUGUUCCACGUUUUCGGAGAUCCACCCACCGACGCCAGAAAGAUUUUCUGGGGAUUUGGACAAAUGCAAAGGUUUUAUUUUACAAUGUUCCAUAAUUUUCAAUCGCUGUCUGCAAAGCUUUGUCCAUGAUGGCACCAAAAUUGCCUACGUCCUUUCUCUCUUGUCGGGCCAAGCGCUGAAUUGGGCCGAGGCCAGGUUCCCCUCGCCCACCGAUUAUGAUUGCACCUUUGAGGAAUUUUUAAGAGAGUUUAAGCAGGUGUUCAGCCACAAUCAUGAUAAAACUUUUCACUCCAGAGAUUUAUGGAGAAUUAAACAGGGACAGUGAACAGUGGCCGACUUCGCUAUCGAGUUCAGAAUAAAAGCACCAGCUUCUGGCUGGAAUACCGCCUCUUUAAAGAGCGUGUAUUUUCACGCUUUGAAUGAGUCUAUCAAAGACGAAUUAGCCACGCUCGACGAACCAGCAACCCUAGAAGAGCUAAUAAGUCUAACAAUUCGCUUAGACUCAAGAAUACGAUCCAGAGCUAAAGAGAGGAAUUGUAGAGACACUCCCGUAAGAGUUUCUGCCGCUUCCUUACCUCUCAGAUCCGAUUCAGCUCCUCCCGGCUCUUCAGAACCUGAGCCUAUGCAAAUCGGCCGAACUCGCCUCACCCCGCAGGAACAACAUAAAAGAAUGACCUCUCACCUAUGUCUUUAUUGCGGGCUCCCCGGUCAUUUUAUCGCUCACUGUCCUGAGCGGUUAAACCCUCAGGUCCGCCAGUAGGGGCGAGGAGGGUGGCGGACCAUCAACAGAAUAACGACUCUCCUUGCUUGCUAUUACCGGCUACCCUGAUCCAUGAGGACCAAUCUCUCCAGUUGUCCGUUUUAGUCGAUUCAGGUUGUGAGCAGGACCUAAUUCACCACUUUAGUUCAGCAGUUGGCCAUCGAAACCAUUCCCCUCACCGCUCCACUUCGAUUCACCGCUAUCGACAGCCAGGCCCUUCCUCAGAUCACCCAUCAGACCAAGCCUAUACAAUUAGUCAUUUCUGGAAACCAUAGAGAAUUUAUUUCCUUCUUUGUUUUUCCCUCAGCUAACUCCCCUAUAAUCCUCGGCUUCAAUUGGCUUCAACGACAUAAUCCUCACAUUAACUGGGCUAACCGUCAUGUCGAAUCGUGGUCCACGUUCUGUCACUCAUCCUGCCUCUGUUCUGCAGUUCCACCAGGUCCGUCACCGGCUGAGCCGAAACAAGUGCAUCCUCCCGAUCUGUCCACAAUUCCACCUGAAUAUCACGAUUUAGCUCCAGUUUUCAGCAAGGCCAAAGCUCUGUCUCUUCCUCCUCACAGACCCUAUGAUUGCGCAAUAGAUCUCCUUCCUGGUGCACCUCUUCCUUCCAGCCACCUUUACAACAUUUCCCGACCAGAACGCGAAACUAUGGAAAAGUACAUAAAAGACUCAUUAGCUGCCGGCGUUAUCCGCCUGUCCUUCUCUCCAUUAGGGGGGGGGGGUUCUUUUUCGUGGGCAAGAAGGACGGCUCUCUCCGUCCUUGCAUUGAUUAUCGUGGGUUGAACCAGAUCACUGUAAAAAACAAGUAUCCCUUGCCCCUGUUGUCCUCCGCCUUUGAACCGGUCCAUGGUGCUACCAUUUUUUCUAAAUUAGAACUCAGAAAUGCCUAUCACCUACUCCGUAUUCGUCAGGGGGAUGAGUGGAAGACGGCAUUCAAGACACCCCUCGGUCACUUCGAAUAUCUAGUCAUGCCUUUUGGCUUAUUGAACGCCCCAGCAUUUUUUCAAGCUCUCGUCAACGACGUUCUGAGAGAUUUUCUGAAUGUUUUCAUUUUUGUGUACUUGGACGACAUUCUCAUUUAUUCCAAGAACCUCACAGAACACAGACAACAUGUCCGGCUCGUCCUCCAACGCCUACUGGAGAAUAAACUUUUUAUUAAAUCGGAGAAGUGGGAGUUCCAUAAAGCAUCUGUCUCCUUCCAGGAGUUCGUUCUAGAAGGCAGACAGGUAAGGCCCACGGAGGAGAAGAUCAAGGCGGUUUUGGACUGGCCCAUUCCCGAGACGCGGAAGCAACUUCAGAGGUUUCUAGGCUUCGCUAACUUCUAUCGCAGAUUUAUCCGCAACUACAGUCAAACUGCCCAACCGUUAACAGCUCUAACGUCCUCCAAGAUCCACUUCAGUUGGACCCCAGAAGCAGAUAAAGCAUUUGUGAAACUCAAGAGUCUUUUUUCCAGAGCACCUGUGCUAGUCCAACCAGACCCCACGAAGCAAUUUAUUGUUGAGGUUGAUGCUUCUGAUUCUGGGGUCGGGGCGGUGCUGUCUCAAAUUUCUGCUUCUGACAACAAGACUCACCCGUGUGCUUUUUUUCUCCCAUAGACUAUCCCCCCUGGAGUGCAACUAUGACGUGGGUGACCGCGAAUUAUUGGCCAUAAAGCUGGCCUUGGAGGAGUGGCGGCACUGGCUGGAGGGGGCGGAACACCCAGUACUAGUUUGGACUGAUCAUAAAAAUUUGUCCUACCCCCAAUCUGCUAAGAGGCUCAAUCCACGUCAGUCCCGCUGGUCACUUUUUUUCUCUAGAUUCAACCUAGCCAUUUCCUUUCGUCCCGGUUCCCGCAACAUCAAACCCGACGCUUUGUCCUGAGUCCACUCUCCAGACGACACUGAUAAGGUUCCUGCCUCUAUUCUUCCCCCCAGUUGCACUGUAGCCGCAGUGACUUGGGAAAUAGAGGAUUUAAUUAAACAAGCCCAACAAUCUGAACCUACCCCAGAGUCAUGUCCGUCUAACAGGAUCUACGUUCCCUCCACGAUUAGAGCCCGGUUUAUUAAUUGGAUUCACUCCUCCAAAUUUUCAGCACACCCAGGUAUAAGCCACACCAUUGCCCUUAUUAACCGCCGGUUCUGGUGGCUGUCAAUACACAAGGAUGUCAAAGAAUACAUCCUGGCCUGCUCCAUCUGUUCAAGGAACAAACCGUCCCAUCGACCUCCUUCGGGCUACCUCCAACCUCUACAUAUUCCCAGCCGUCCCUGGUCCCACAUAUCCAUAGACUUCAUCACUGGCUUACCUCCCUCCAAAGGUAUGACAACCAUACUCACCAUCAUUGAUCGUUUUUCGAAAGCCUGUCAUUUAGUUCCUCUCAAGAGGUUACCCAAUGCGUUUCAGACCGCCCAGUUGCUCGUGAAACAUGUUUUCUGUGUGCAUGGAACCCCGCAGGAGAUCCUGUCGGACUGCGGGCCUCAGUUCAUCUCCCGGGUCUGGAGGAGUUUCUGUUCUGCGCUUGAGGCUAACGUCUCUUUAACUUCAGGUUUUCACCCUCAAACUAAUGGCCAGACAGAGCGCAUGAACCAGGAAUUAGAGUCGACCCUCCGCUGCUUCACAUCUACUAACCCGUCUGACUGGAGUCAAUUCCUUCCAUGGGUGGAGUAUGCUCAUAACAGUCACACUUCCGCUGCCACAGGUUUUUGACCGUUUGAAGUUUCCUUAGGAUACCAACCACCGAUGCUCUCCUCUGAGGAAAAGGACAUUUCUGUGACUUCUGUGCAACAUCACAUCCGUCACUGCCGAAGGGUUUGGAGAAGUACGGUCCAUGCCCUCAACCACACAGCGGAGCAAAACAAGCGCCAAGCGGAUCGCAAAAGGAUCCCGGCCCCCGUCUACACUUCACGUCAGAGAGUACGGUUAUCCUCACAUAACAUACCGCUGAAAUCCAUGUCGAAAAAACUAUCUCCCAGGUUUAUCGGCCCAUUCGAGAUCACAUCGGUAAUCAGCCCGUCUGCGGUUCGUCUUCGCCUCCCUUCUACCAUGCGCAUACAUCCAACCUUUCACGUUUCACAGAUUAAGCCCGUACAGGCCAGCAAGCUAUGUCCUCCUUCCGAGCCCCCUCCUCCCGCCCGAGACGUUGAUGGCCAUCCGGCCUAUUCUGUCCGCCGGAUCGUGGACUCCCGUCGGCGGGGUCGUGGUUGGCAGUACCUCGUUGACUGGGAGGGCUACGGUCCGGAGGAUCGUUCCUGGGUCCCCGGCUCAUUCCUUUUGGACCCGUCCCUUAUUGCUGAUUACCGUUGUUCUCUCCCUUCUUGUUCGUCUUGGCCGCCAGGUGGCGACCGUUGAGGGGGGGUACUGUUGGAUUCCGGGGUUUUUUGGGGUUUUUCGUGUCUGGGUCCUUUUUUUGGCUAGUCACUAGCCUUCCACCAGAUGGCGCCACAGACUGCUUUUCCUGGCGCGCGUACUGACCUCCAACACACCUGUUCGGCAUCUCCUCAUCAUCUCUGGAGCUCAAGAGGAGCUGACUGCCGGUUCUUCGAUGCCUAAGUGUUUGCCAGCAAUGGUGUCCUCCUCGAGACGCUGAGUUCCUUUGUUAAGGGAAUUUUUCCCCCUAGUUUUCCGGAACCCAUUCCCUCGUGAUGCCGUGGAGAUUACCCACUGGUUGCCCGAGUCCCCGCACCUUCCCUUGGAAACGCCAUUCGUCAGUCGGAACACUCCUCUGUCUCCAGCCCGCCAGAGCCUGCCUGUCCGCCUUCCACCGCCAGCUUCUGGACCCAGCUGGUUCUCAGACAAGCCCCGACCCAUUGAGAAAACCCUUUGGACUAAACGACCUCGAUCCAACAGUUAAACCCUCCCGGACUUUCACCAUCUACUCUGCAAGUAAGAUCAGUCCGUUUCUCAUUCCCUCACUCCCUUUUCCGACGCCCUCGAACUCACCUUCUCUCUGUUGCCUCCAUAGUGUGCCGCAUUUCCUGAGAGCCGUAUUUCCUGGAGCAGACGCACCUCUGCUGAUUUUCUGAUUAGUCAAUAAACCAUUUUUACUGAUUAUCCGUUUCCCUGUGGUGUUCUGCAUGUGGGCAAGAAAAGUAAACCCCAACAUGACAGGUGGACUUAGUCAAGAUUUUAUUUAAUCUGAUAAUAGAAAAGUGUUUGAAUAAAAUGUACAGAUUUUACAGAUUUUCCUUUGUAAAAAAAAUUUAAAAACCGCAUUUCAUUUUUCUUACUCCAAGCUAAUUUGAGUUAGUCUGUGACAUAAGCUUUCAUUUAAAAUACACUGAAAGUUGUUAUUGUGAUAUGACAAAAUGUGAAAAGGUUCAAAGGAGUAUACAUUAGUUUACAUUUUUAAGGCUCCUUACAUUAUGCAAAUAUUCUCAUUUAAUGUUUACUGUGAAAUUAAUUCUUGAUGCCCUAAUGCUGACAUUUAGUGUCUUAUUUCUAGGAAUACAGUUUACUCUGUAAUAAGAGCAGAUUCUGCAGUGAAUGUGCAGAGAGCCUUUGUAACAAAAUGUGAAUCUAUGAGACAUUGCUUUGCAUUUUGCUGUAGCCCAACCAAACUGAUCCUGGAAUCAGAGUUACAGUACAUGUUUCUUUGUGCACUCUCACCUUUGUGGGUGCAGCUUUUUAAAGGCAAAUUCUUCUACUGUGAUGGGCUAAAUGUCAGCAAUAUCACCAACAAAACCGAGUGUCUGGAGGCGGGUUAUCACUGGAUACGACGGAAAUACAACUUUGACAACCUUGGACAGGCACUGAUGUCGCUCUUCGUGCUGUCUUGUAAGGACGGCUGGGUGAGCAUUAUGUAUGACGGCCUGGAUGCUGUUGGGGUGGACCAGCAGCCAAAAAGAAACAAUAACCCCUGGAUGCUGCUAUUCUUCAUCUCGUUCCUCCUCAUUGUGAGCUUUUUCGUGCUCAACAUGUUUGUGGGUGUGGUGGUGGAAAACUUUCACAAGUGUCGGCAGCAGCAGGAGGAGGAGGAAGCCAGGCUGAGAGAGGAGAAACGACAGAAGCGGCUGGAGAAAAAGAGGAGAAGAGCCCUGGAGAAGCCUUAUUACGCUGACUACUCCCCACUGCGGCGAUCCAUACACACAGUGUGCACCAGCCAUUACCUGGAUCUGUUCAUCACCAUCAUCAUCUUCACAAACCUCCUAACUAUGAGCAUGGAGCACUACAACCAACCUCGGUACUUGGAGGAGAUCCUGAAGUACUGCAACUAUGUCUUCACUCUGGUGUUUGUUAUUGAGGCAAUUCUGAAGCUUAUCGCUUUUGGCCUGCGACGAUUUUUCAAAGAGAGAUGGAACCAGCUGGACUUAGCCAUCGUGUUGUUGUCCAUAAUGGGAAUCACGCUGGAGGAAAUAGACCUGAGUGCUUCCCUCCCCAUCAAUCCCACAAUCAUUCGGAUCAUGAGGGUUCUCAGGAUAACAAGAGUGCUGAAGCUGCUGAAGAUGGCCACAGGGAUGAGAGCUUUGUUGGACACAGUGAUGCAAGCUCUGCCUCAGGUGGGGAAUCUGGGUCUGCUCUUCAUGUUGCUGUUCUUCAUCUAUGCAGCUCUGGGAGUUGAGCUCUUUGGAAAACUGGAGUGUUCAGAUCUGAACCCUUGUGAGGGUCUUAGUCGGCACGCCACCUUUGACAACUUUGGCAUGGCUUUCCUCACGCUCUUCAGGGUUUCCACUGGAGACAACUGGAAUGGGAUUAUGAAGGACACACUGCGAGAGUGCCGUCCAAACGAUCGCCACUGCCUCAACUACCUGCCCUUGAUCUCCCCUGUCUACUUUGUUACCUUUGUCCUCACGGCCCAGUUCGUUUUGGUCAACGUGGUGGUCGCCGUUCUGAUGAAGCACCUGGAAGAAAGCAAUAAGGAGGCUCAGCUGGAGGAAAUGGAGGAGAGGAAAGAGAGGGAGAGGGAGGAGGUGUCCCGGCGUCUCAGCUGCACAUCGGAGUUAGAGAUGAACAUGGACACACCUGUCCAGGUACAAGUGGAAGACAAGGAAUGUUCCCAUGGAAACCUGAGGCGAAUGGGACGAAUACUGUCUCUCCCCAACGACACUUGCGUCCCGCCUCUCAGAUUCUCCUCUUACACUCCCAUUGGCCACGAGUCCAUCUGCAGCUACAGCUACUCAGGCUCCAUGUCCUCUCUGGGUUCCAGUGCAGGCAACUCUCUUCUGCAGGUUCCAGGAGUUCUUCCUGCAAUCAGCCACGCUUCACUGGGCUCUAAACAUAGCCCCAGGCCCAUCAUCUGGCUCAGCACCUCCCAAAACAUCGACAGGCAGUCUGUACACAGACUCAGUCCGGCUGACAGCAUGGAGGGCCACAGGCUCAGUUCAGCUCAGUGGACAAAUAGCCACAGACUGAGCUCAGCUCACAGUAUAGAUGGAUAUAGAUUCAGUCCAACCCGUCGACUGAACAGACACAGACUCAGCUCCACUCACAGUAUGGAUGGAUACAGGCUGAACCCCAAUCUGAUCGCAGACCGGCCGAAGCUGCAGUCCAGCCACAGCAUGGAGAGAUGUCCGUCUGUCAGGCUGAGUCCUACAGAAGGAGAGAGCAGACGUUCAUGCUGGCUAAGUCCUGAAGAGAGUAUGGACAGAAACAAGCUCAGUCCCACCUAUGUUCCAGAAAGUUCCAUCCUAAAGAAACCAGCAUCCUUCCGCUCUGCAGGCAAACAGUUAAGGAGACAGGCGGCUGUGCGCUGUGACUCCCUGGACCAGAGUGGCUCAGCUGAUGACCUGGCAGAGACCUGCUUCACUGAGCCCCCGGCCGCCUCCUCUACGCCGUGCCAGAGAUCGUCCAGCGUGCACACACUGAAAUACACUCACCCCCAGAGGGUGAUCUCCUGCAAGAGCCACAGCCGGAGCCACAGUGAGACCACCACCCAUGAAUACGUACCUGAGCAGGCCAGCUGUGGCUUGCAGCCAGACACAGAGGCAGAAAAGAGGCCUGUCAGCCCUCAGGGCCCAUCCAGUUUGAAGGUCACCAGCACUGAAUCCAUCCUUUCUGCUCCACUGCUUAACCACAGAGCGGCUGGGUCAGACCCCGCCCCCACGCUGGAUGAUGCUGAUGAGGAGGUCGAUGGUAUGAACGGUUUGGUCGCUCAGCCUGCUGCCGUUCCGAGUCUCGGGGAGCAGCGGAGUCGCCUCAGUCACACGGCUUCGCCCGUCUCAGGCAGGAGCAGGAAGCACCGGAUGAGCCCACCGCCGGGUGACGAGCCGGUCACUGAGGCCACACAGUUUCUAGACAGUAGUUUUGAGCUGAGGAGGCGGACUCUGUCGUUUGAUGCCACCACCGUCUCUCCUAACCAGCAGGAGGGCAGCUCUGUGGAGGACAUAAAACCAGAGCCAAACAUUCUGCUGAACUUCUCAUGAGAGGCACAAAAGCUUCAGACUGAAGCAGGAGUGUUUCCUGCUGUUUCCUCCUUCCUAUUAGAUUUUCACAGUGUGUGAAAAGAAGUCAUGAUGUGUGUACAAGUGAAGAAAUCUAAGGACUGUUUUGUGCUUCAAGCACACAAAAAUGCAUACGUAAAAGAGAAGUUUCUUUUUCUUCUAUCAUAAUCUUAGCUUUAGUUCAGGCACAGUAGCGGCCCGGCUGUAUUUACAACCUUCCUGUUGCUUGCUCUCCUGCUGUUGCCAUUAGUCAUCCUUUCUCUACAAGCCUAGGUCAGAACACAACACAAAGAUUGUGAUGCUUAUUAUAUACAGUGCCUUACAAGAGUAUUUUCAACUUUUCAACUUUUCCGCAUGUGGUGUUACAAAAACAAACUACAGUGUAGUUUGUUUGAAAGUAAAGUGUCAUUUUACUUUGUGGAGUAAAGUAUGCUGUGGGAGAGCAUCAUGCAUGAUGCUCCUGCCACCAUGUUCCAAAGUGUGGAAAGUUUAUUUAUAUGCUCUUUAUUUCCCACCACAAAUAAAUUUUGUUGGCCAAAUAGUGAACUAUUAGUCUUACUUGACCAGAGCACUUUUUUCCUCAUUUGCUGUAUCAUCUUCAUCACUUGUUGCAAAAUGGAAGCAUGACUUCUUACUGCUCUCUUAAACAGUCUUUCUCCCACCAGAGCUGUGGAUCUCUGCAGCUCCUCCAGAGUUGCUGUUGGACUCUUUGCUCCUUCUCUCAAUGCUCUCCUUCAAGCCACUCCAUAAUUUGUACCUGUUUGCUGUAAUCUUUGCGAUGCUGGUGUUCCAACUAAUGUUCUCCAACAAAUCUGCUUCUCAGAGCAGUGAAUACUGAUGAAGUUAUCUGCAAGUGGACACUAUUUACCUGUCAGAUGAUUGCUGGGGGAUGACUUGUUGCAAUGGGUUUCAUUAAUUAAAAAAAACUGAGUACAAAAGCAUGCAAUAUUUUUCAUAUUUUCAUAAUUAAGAAGUUUGCUUUUAAAGUCACUGGUAACCUUUAUUCAACAGUAGCUUCAUAGGAAGAAGGGCAGAGAGAAGAGGAGGAGAUAUGCAGCAAAUGACCCAGACAGGGUCAUGGAACCAGGGACCACUGAGCUGAGGACCAGAGCCUCUGAGUGGUCUACCAGCAUGUGGUCCCCCAACUAAGAAGAUUAUGAAUCACUUUAGCUUCAUUGUUAUGUACGACUUUGUGUUGGACUGUCAAACAGACUCCCAAUCAAAUACAUUGAAAUACAGUAUGUGGUUUUGAAUAAAUGUGGAAAAAUACAUAAGAUUUAAAUACUUUUGCAAGGCACUGUAUUUUCAGAAGUCUAUGAUUUUAUUUUAAUUAGAUAUGCAUCAAGAGACCAAAACGACUUAUUAGGUAUAAUCCAAGUCAAACCAAUAUAUAUGUUUGUGACUUUGUCACAUUUGAGAAACUCAAACCCCAAAAAGAUAAUUUCUAGUUGAUACUCGUCUGUUGUUCAAAGUUGCAGUAUGUAACUUUUAUGAUUUUUUUAAUAUAUGUAUUUGUUGAAACUGUUACUAUGUCAUGACUGUAUGGUGUGAAACAGACAAGCUGUGAGAAAAAUCAAGCUCCUGUGCCUUCUCCCAGUGUCAACUAAAAACAACCAGUCAGAACCAGGAGGUGGGUAUCAGUGCUGUCAAUCACCUCUCUGUGUGGUGCUGCUCAUCCUCCCUCCCUGUUACCCCCUUGCUAUCUGCUAAACCACAGCUAGCAUAGCCAGUUGUGAAUGCUAAGGCUAGUUAGCAUGGCAACGAAAACAGCAGAUAGACAGUUCUUCUGUAAUGUAAGUUGUUUCUCUGCCAUUAUCACAUUUAGCAGCGAGUACAUGUGGUGAUUGAUAGCGCUAAUACCCUCUUCCUGGCUCUGAUUGCUUCCUUUUGGUCAGGAAUGGUGCAUUUCUUCAGAUGGCAAUCUGAAGAAAUGCCAUCACCUCCACCUCAGGGAGGAGGUGGAGGAAAUUGAUCUUUUCACAGAUGAUCUGUCUCAUACCACACUGUCACAACAUGGUGACAGUUUAAAACAAAUAUCUAAAAAAACAGUUUUUAUAAAACUUACAUACUGCAGCUUUCACUAGUUUUUUUACCCAGUGAAUCUACCUAACCUUUGUAUUUUUAUUGUAUAGUAAUAAUCUUCUUGAUAUUUAAGUGAAGAGACCAACUUGAUUUCUUAUCCUUCCAACAGUUUUCAAAGCUAAAUCAUAGAAGCUAUAAUUGCAUAUUUAAUUAUUAAACCUUGAACAUUUUUUCAUGUAAACAAUUUUUAAAAAGGUUCGAGAAAAAACUUGUUUUAAAAACUUUAUGUAUUUAAGGAUGGCCUUCAGCCUCUAUUUAUCUCUUACUUCUCGAAUAAUAGUAUCACCGUAUGUUCAUUGUCUAAAAAUCUGAAACACUUUUAUAUUUUUUAAAUUUUUUUGUAACAGACAGGACUGGAUAAGCCCAGUCCCCAUCAACCUGGAAAAUCAAUGUUGCUUUUUGAACCUUUCAGAUAAAAUCUUGUGGUAUGACCUGGACUUUAGUUGUGUCUACCUCUUAUUUUCCUCCCCUGCUUCUGUCUAUUUGUAUCUUAACUUUUUUCACUCCCCGUCUCUCCACAUCUUUGUAUUCUCAGGGUACAAGAAGUUCAGACACAGUUGAGUGUGAAAUAUGUCAGUGGAGCUUUGCAGCGUUAGAGUGCCCCCUGUUGUCUGAAGUUGGAGCUUGCCCCUAUUUCUCUUCAUUGUUUAAAGAGAGACAGGUGCUUUGAUGGAACUACAAAAGGGCUUACGUAAGUGAUGAAACAAUGCUUACAGUUUGUAGAGAAGGUUAUAUUUUAUUAAAACUGCAGACAUGAUAAAAGAAAGCUGCAUUUCUACAUUUCUGAAUGUCAGUUUACCAGCAUUAUAUCAGCAAGGGAUACACAGUGAGCUGUACAUGAAUGGACAGAGCUGGAAUAAAACCUCUUCCUCUCUGA
Molecule: messenger RNA, 12534 nt
Organism: Xiphophorus couchianus (Monterrey platyfish)
Lineage: Eukaryota; Metazoa; Chordata; Actinopteri; Cyprinodontiformes; Poeciliidae
Product: voltage-dependent T-type calcium channel subunit alpha-1G-like
Exons: 15
Coding region: 6717-9557 (946 amino acids)
Biological process (GO): positive regulation of calcium ion-dependent exocytosis; calcium ion transmembrane transport; membrane depolarization during action potential
Cellular component (GO): neuron projection; voltage-gated calcium channel complex; voltage-gated sodium channel complex
Molecular function (GO): low voltage-gated calcium channel activity; voltage-gated sodium channel activity
Source: RefSeq, a predicted model, not a curated record